AUGUACGCCAUUCUUUACUGGGAGGAUUCGACGUUUACCGUCAUUUCUCUUGGAACGAUUAUUUCGCCAAGGAAGGAAAUCAACGAGUAUGUCCUAGGCGAAACUGUGAAAGCUAAAUUUGGAGGCAAGGUUUACAGCGCCCAGAUCUACGAGAUAUCCGAUGACAGAGCAAUGCUGAACAAGAAGCUCAAGGACGGGAUGAAAAUUGAUUUCCAAAGACUACAUCUAGAGGACCCCUCCAGUUCUGCAGUUCCCAGUGGACCGGCCAUUACUGAAGUUUCCAGUGGACUGACCAUUACUGCGGUUACCAGUGAAUCAAAGAAAGGCCAUAAAUCUUCAGAUGACCUGGAUAAGCCAAAGACAGUAAGAAAGAGGAGGAUCACAGCGCAAGAGCAGUCUGUCUUAGAAGUGAACCCAUCGGGAGACCCUCUUGAAACGGAGGGAAAUGGAGAAGACAGCUAUGGAGACACCCACAGCUUCAGUCUUCGAGACAUCCACAGUUUCCUCCUUAGAAACAGCUUCACACGGUGCAAUUUCGAGGGUAACACCAACAGUAUCCAACUUCCAGUCACCCACUUUUUCAGCUUUUCAUGGACCAACACAGCUUCAGUCACCUACACUUUUAACGUCUCUCUUCCAGACAAACAUGGUUACACCGGACCGAAUUCCAGUGAGAAUUUCAGGGCGACUCAAAGUCAGUGGCAGGCUGAUUUCCAGGAGCCACUAAUGAAUGACUAUGGAUUUCUGCCUAUGGGUCCUACAACACCAGUCAGAUGUAAUGAAUCAUACUUGUCCAUGUUAAACAGCCCAUUGGAAACUGAACAGACUAAGUCAGGGUGCCAGAAAUGUGCUGACGCGCUUGAAAAGCUGGAAAACAGACUUCUAGAGUUGGAAGCAGAGAUGAAAGCCAUCAAGCGCAAUGGGUACAAAAAGCAUAACCCUAUAAAACAGCCGAUGGUACAAAGCCCAAUCUCUGGAAAUAUUGUGCAGAGGGACACAGUAGCAGCCAUACACGAGUCCACAGAGGUAACUGAAAAAAUAGUUUCGGAAAUAAUCCAAUAUGAAACACGGUUGCCGAAGGCGCUUGCCAAAGCCAUGAGGGCAGUUUUUACAAGGCAGCAGCUGGCCGAAUGCUCCUUCAAAGGAGGUAUCACAACAAAAGGACUGCCUCGUCUGGGACUGCCGGUUGCAGAACGAGACACAAUUAUUGAUGUUAUUUCCAGACACUUUGAAGUCGACAAGCCUGUUGUGGAGCAAAAGAUGCGAAGUGCUUUGCACAGAUUUUAUUUGAUGUUCAAAUAAGUGAAUGACCUUGUAAAUCUGUAAAUAUGGACAUGUAUAUAUUAGAAACGCAGUGUUAUUUAACUUACUCUUAUUGUUGUUCUUAAACUUUCUAGUGCUUUUUGUUGUUGUUUUUAAGGCUGAGAACAUAUUGUCAAGGAGUGCUUUGCUAUGUUUCGUAUUUCCUUUUCAGUAUUGUAUGUCAAUAUAAGACUUUUUAUCGUACAUGUACAAAUGUAAAUAUGGACAUGUAUAUAUUAGAAACACAGUGUUAUUUAAAUUACUCAAAUUGUUGGUUCAAUAACUUCAUAGUGCUUUUUUUAUUAAUGUUUUUAAGGCUAACAAAAUAUUGUCAAGGAAUGUCUUCCUAUGUUUUGUAUUUCCUUUUUAGUAUUGUAUGUCAACUUUUUAUGAGACUUUUUACCUUACAUGAUAAAUGGUCAAUGUCUUUCACAUUUCUGAAAUAUUAAGGGUUACUGAUUUUAUAGUAAGAUUUAAGCAGGCUUUUUUUCUUCGAUUCAUUUUAUUCAGUGAUGAUUCGUUUAUGUUUAUAUAUACUUUAUCAGUGUUGGCUUGGUGAAAGGGGAAUACAUGUCUCUGUGAUGAUCUUUCACUCCACUGUUAUAUGUAAAUGUGUAACUUUAUAUUUUAGAUUCUAAUAAAUGUGUUUAUUUAUCUAUUUAAUUAAA
This is a messenger RNA of Dreissena polymorpha, 1970 nucleotides long. RefSeq lists its product as uncharacterized. The coding region runs from base 1 to 1302 and encodes 433 amino acids. The record is from RefSeq and is a predicted model, not a curated record. The transcript is spliced from 11 exons. Lineage: Eukaryota; Metazoa; Mollusca; Bivalvia; Myida; Dreissenidae.